AUGGGGUGUUGGUGGCAGCUCCUGCUGGGGCUGUGGGCAGUAACCCCCACGUGGGCUGGGCGCGAGCUGCUCAACAUCUGCAUGAACGCCAAGCCCCACAAGCCAGAGCCCAGCCCGGAGGCCAAGCUCUACGAGGAGUGCAUCCCCUGGAAGGACAGCGCCUGCUGCACGGCCAACACGAGCUGGGAAGCCCACCUGGAUGUGUCCCUGCUCUACAACUUCAGCUUGGUUCACUGCGGAUUGAUGAUGCCGGACUGUCAGAAGCACUUCCUGCAGGCCAUCUGCUUCUACGAGUGCUCCCCCAACCUGGGGCCUUGGAUCCAGCGGGUGGGAAGAAGUGGGCGGGGGUGGGAACUGGACCCGCGUGGGCAGGCAGAGCGGAUUCUCGACGCACCCCUGUGCCGGGAGGACUGUGAACAGUGGUGGGCUGACUGCCGCACUUCCUACACCUGCAAAUCCAACUGGCACGGCGGCUGGACCUGGCGUCGGGGGAAGCCCCGCUGCCCUGCCAGGGCCCUCUGUCACCCUUUCCUGCAUUACUUCCCCACCCCGGCUGACCUAUGUGAGAAGAUCUGGAGCAACUCCUUCAAGGCAAGCCCGGAGCAUAGGACCAGCGGGCGGUGUCUGCAGAAGUGGUUCAAGCCUGCCGGGGGCAACCCCAACGUGGCGGUGGCCCGCCUCUUCGCCAGCCCUGCCCCGUCCUGGGAGCUCCCUGACACGCUCCUGGCUUUCUCUCUGUUCCUGCUGCUCUCCUGA
Molecule: messenger RNA, 756 nt
Organism: Physeter macrocephalus (sperm whale)
Lineage: Eukaryota; Metazoa; Chordata; Mammalia; Artiodactyla; Physeteridae
Gene: IZUMO1R
Product: IZUMO1 receptor, JUNO
Exons: 5
Coding region: 1-756 (251 amino acids)
Biological process (GO): fusion of sperm to egg plasma membrane involved in single fertilization; cell adhesion; sperm-egg recognition
Cellular component (GO): external side of plasma membrane
Molecular function (GO): signaling receptor activity
Source: RefSeq, a predicted model, not a curated record